Messenger RNA from Eleginops maclovinus (Patagonian blennie), 1267 nucleotides. It is a transcript of the gene nog1, whose product is annotated as noggin 1. The transcript has a single exon. Lineage: Eukaryota; Metazoa; Chordata; Actinopteri; Perciformes; Eleginopidae. The record is from RefSeq and is a predicted model, not a curated record. The coding region runs from base 236 to 904 and encodes 222 amino acids. Gene Ontology annotation, biological process: dorsal/ventral pattern formation; negative regulation of BMP signaling pathway; osteoblast differentiation.
GUGGAGCAUCAUGCCGCGCGCACGGAGCCUGAGGAGAGAAUUCUGUCACGUAAUUUGUCACACAAAAUAAUUUCGGAUGAACAUUUCUGACACGGAUUUUCAUCAUGGGAAACUUUGUAUUCUAAGGGACAAUCGAGAAGCAAAUUGGGAUACGGCUAACGCUUAAUUGCGCACAAGAAAGUGUCCCAUUAGCAACUCCCCGUGCGCGCUGAUCCCACCACUGGAGGUUUCUGCCAUGGAUCAGACUCAGCAGUGUAUAGGCAUGUAUCUGCUGGUGCUGUCCCUCGGACUGCUGAUGGACAGGGGGACUUGUCAGCACUACUUACUUCUGCGCCCCAUCCCGAGUGACGGUCUGCCGCUUAUAGAAUUAAAAGAGGACCCGGACCCGGUGUUCGAUCCCAGGGAGCCGGACCUUAACGAGACCGAGCUCAAGAGCGUGCUGGGGGACUUUGACAGCCGCUAUUUGUCCGUUUUGCCGCCCGUGGACGAAAAAUACACCGGGAACGACGAGCUCGAUGACUUUGAUUUCCAAAAGCCCGGUGGAGUACUACCGAAAGAAAUCAGAGCGCUGGAUUUCGAUGUGCAGUUCGGGAAGAAGCACAAGCCCAGUAAGAAACUGAAGCGGCGGCUGCAGCAGUGGCUGUGGGCGUACUCCUUCUGCCCGGUCCUGUACACGUGGACCGACCUGGGGAACAGGUUCUGGCCGCGAUUCGUGCGGGUGGGCAGCUGCCUCAGCAAAAGGUCGUGUUCGGUUCCGGAGGGCAUGGUGUGUAAACCGGCGAACUCGACCCACCUGACGAUACUGAGAUGGAGAUGCGUGCAGAGGAAAGGGGGGCUGAAAUGCGCCUGGAUACUGGUGCAGUACCCGAACAUCACAGACUGCAAAUGCUCCUGUUCCAGUUAAUACACAAAGACUCUGAAUUAUAAAUUCUAAGCUCAAUAUUUUUGUGAUUCUUUUUUCACAUGCACUACCGAGUGUAGGAAUGUAUUUUCUGUAUAUGCGGUGCCAUGCAGUUAUAUAUAGCUCCCUGUACAAAGUCAGUAUUAUUUGUAACCAGAGCCUACUUUAUUUGUGGAGAAUAAUGGUUAUAUAUUUUGUAUUUAUGGAGAUAUGGCGCAUAGAGCCACGUGCUGUUUUUCCAUAUUUGGAUAAAGCAGAUCGACCUCAGAGUUUAACGUGGAUUAUUGAUACAGCCGGGUAUCGGUGACUUGUUUUAUCCUGUAAAUUAAGGAAAUGUGCUAUUUAUUCUUUAUAUUCGUACAAUAA